Messenger RNA from Centruroides sculpturatus (bark scorpion), 3998 nucleotides. RefSeq lists its product as uncharacterized. The transcript is spliced from 7 exons. Gene Ontology annotation, cellular component: cytoplasm. Gene Ontology annotation, molecular function: sulfotransferase activity. Lineage: Eukaryota; Metazoa; Arthropoda; Arachnida; Scorpiones; Buthidae. Gene Ontology annotation, biological process: sulfation. The record is from RefSeq and is a predicted model, not a curated record.
UUGAUUAUCAUUAGAUAAACGUAAUAAAGUUGAUACCUUUUGCAUAUUAAUAAUGUUUUUCUGUAGAAAUUUCUAUUGAUAAGUAAAAUAUCUCUGUUUCUCGUUAAAUUUCUUCACUUAAAAUAUUCGUUCCGACAUUAAGAGUUUUUGACAUGGAAGAUGAAAUAAAACGGCCUCAUUACAUAGACUGCGAUGGAUUUCUUAUUGUCGGAGCUUUUUCAAGAGAAGCAUUUCGUUCUGCCGUCAAUUAUAAACCCAAACCGGGCCAACUGUUUAUAGUCACGUAUCCUAAAUGUGGUACUACAUGGUCACAACAAAUAGUUAGUCUGAUAUUUAGAAAAGGCAAACCUUUAAGUGGUAUUGUUGAAUUGAUGAAAAAUUCGCCUUUCUUGGAGUUUACUGGAGCAGAUGCUGUAGAUUAUAUGGAUGAACCUGGAGCGAUCAAAAUUCAUUUACCUUUUAAUUUAACACCGUAUUCUCCGGAUGCCAAAUAUAUAUAUGUGGCAAGAAACCCAAAAGACUGUUGCGUAUCUUUCUAUUAUCAUACAAAAGAUUUAGAACUUUACAAUUUCGCCGAUGGCACAUUCGAUGAAUAUUUCGAGUUAUUCAUUAACGGUAAAACAGAUUACGGAGAUUAUUUCGAUCAUCUUUUAUCAUGGUACGAACACAAAGACGAUCCUAAUGUUUUAUUUAUAACCUACGAAGAUUUGAAAUUGGAUACGCGAAAUUAUAUUCUAAAAAUUGCCAAAUUUAUGGGCGACGAAUAUCAUGAUAUUCUGAUCAAUAAUCCAGACAUUUUAGAGAAUGUUCUUCGUUAUAGUAGCUUUAAAUAUAUGAAAGAUACCGUGGGAUUUUAUAUUGCUUAUAUGGGAUCUCUUCCUGAAGGUAUCUCUGUACCAUCAGGUGUUAAAGCUUUUCGUGCAUAUUUGAAAAAACAUCCUGAACUCUCACCGACUUUUAAAGGUGAUUUCGUUCGUAAAGGUAUUAUUGGUGACUGGAAAAAUCAUUUUAGCCCUGAACAAGAGAGGAGAAUGGAAGAUAGAAUCAAAGAGAAGACUGCAGGAACGGAUGUCAUGAGCUUGUGGAAAGAUUACAAGGACUGCGAUGGAUUUCUUAUUCCAGGACCCUUCUCGGAGGAAGCAUUUCGUUCUGCAGUUAAUUAUAAACCGAAAUCUGGCGAAUUAUUUACGGUUGCAUACCCUAAAUGUGGUAGCACAUGGAUGAAACAAAUAAUAAUUCUCAUAUUUGGAAGAGGCAAACUUUCAGACAAAUUAUCAGAAAUAAAGAAUUAUCCUUUUCUAGAUUUAACUGGAACCGAUGCAAUGGAUUAUAUUAGUGGACCCGGAGCAAUUAAAACUCAUUUACCAUUCAAUUUGAUACAAUAUUCUUCAAAUGCUAAGUAUAUAUACAUUGCUAGAAAUCCAAGAGACUGUUGCGUGUCUUAUUAUCAUCAUACGAAAGAUGGAAACUUUUAUAAUUUUUCAAAUGGUACAUUCGAUGAGUACUUCGAGCUAUUCAUUAAUGGUAAAAUAGAUUAUGGAGAUUAUUUCGAUAAUCUUUUAUCGUGGUACGAACACAAAGACGAACCAAAUAUAUUAUUUACAACAUACGAAAAUCUGAAAUUAGACGGAAAAAAUGAAAUAUUAAAAAUUGCAAAAUUUAUAGGAGACGAGCAAUACAAUGCAAUAAUUAAUAACACAAACGUUUUAGAGAAUAUUUUAAAAUUUAGUAGCUUUGAAUACAUGAAGAAUACUAAAAGUGAUUUAAUGAGAAAUGCUUCGGAGAAAUUAUACAAUAUGUAUCGAGGUAUGAAUAUAAUUCCACCUUCUGGAGUGAGUUAUUUGUAUGAAUAUUUAAAAAAAUACCGUAACAAAAGACAAGAUAUUGCGGAAUUUAAUAACUUUUUUCGCAAAGGAAUUAUUGGAGAUUGGAAAAAUCAUUUCAGUCCUGAACAGGAAAAGAGAAUGGAAGAAAGGAUUAAGGAGAAGACAGCAAAUAGUGACGUUAUGAAUUUAUGGAAAAAAAUUUUUGACAUGGAAGAUGAAAUAAAACGGCCUAAUUACAUAGACUGCGAUGGAUUUCUUAUCGUCGGAGCUUUUUCAAGAGAAGCAUUUCGUUCUGCCGUCAAUUAUAAACCCAAACCGGGCCAACUGUUUAUAGUCGCGCAUCCGAAAUGUGGUACUACAUGGUUACAACAAAUAGUAGCUCAGAUAUUUAAUAAAGAUAAACCUUUUGCUGGAGCAGAUGCUGUAGAUUACAUGGAUGAACCUGGAGCGAUCAAAAUUCAUUUACCUUUUAAUUUAACACCGUAUUCUCCGGAUGCCAAAUAUAUAUAUGUGGCAAGAAACCCAAAAGACUGUUGCGUAUCUUUCUAUCAUCAUACAAAAAAUUUAGAAAUUUACAAUUUCGCCGAUGGCACAUUCGAUGAAUACUUCGAGUUAUUCAUUAAUGGUAAAAAAGAUUACGGAGAUUAUUUCGAUCAUCUUUUAUCUUGGUACGAACACAAAGACGAUCCUAAUGUUUUAUUUAUAACUUACGAAGAUUUGAAAUUGGAUACGCGAAAUUAUAUUCUAAAAAUUGCCAAAUUUAUGGGCGACGAAUAUCAUGAUAUUCUGAUCAAUAAUCCAGAUAUUUUAGAGAAUGUUCUUCGUUAUAGUAGCUUGAAACAUAUGAAAGAUAACGCGAGAUCUUAUAUUGCAUAUACGGCAUCUCUUCCUGAAGGAACACCUAUACCAUCAGGUGCUAAAGCUUUUCGUGCAUAUUUGAAAAAACAUCCUGAACUCUCACCGACUUUUAAAGGAAGAAAACUGUCGACUAAUAAAAUGGCUGAAGAAAUAAAGAGACCUAACUACAGCGAGUGCGAUGGUUUUCGUUUACCGGCUUCCUUUUCACACGAAGCAUUUCGCUCGGGAGUUAACUAUAAACCUAAACCGAACGAGCUGUACGUGGUCACGUAUCCUAAAUGUGGAACGACGUGGAUGCAGAGCAUCGUGAUGCUUAUAUUAAGGAAAGGAAAACCUUUCGAAAGUGCAUUGGAUUAUGUGAUAAACACGCCAUUUAUAGAAUUUACCGGAGUAGAAGCUUUAGAUUCAAUGACAGGUCCAGGAGUCAUUAAAACUCAUCUGCCUUUUCAUUUAGUGCCGUAUUCACCCCUUGCCAAAUAUAUAUACGUGGCACGAAAUCCUAAAGACUGUUGCGUGUCUUUUUAUCACCAUACCAAAUUCCUUGUACACUAUAAUUUUACAGAUGGUACGUUCGAUGAAUUCUUCGAUUUAUUCGUAAAUGGACAGAAUGAUUUUGGAGACUAUUUCGAUCAUACUUUGUCGUGGUACGAACAUAGAAACGACUCCAACGUUUACUUUACAACAUACGAAAAUCUGAAAGCUAAUACUAAAAUAGAAAUUAUGAAUUUGGCAAAAUUCAUAGGUGAAAAUUAUUACGAAACACUGCAGAAGAAUCCCGAUAUUGUAGAUAAAAUAAUUGAAUACAGUAGCAUGAGUUAUAUGAAAAAAUCGAUAGGUGAUGAUAUUAAUAAUUUAUUUAACGAUACAACAGAAAAGUUGAAAAAUGUGAAUGUUCCACCGGGAUUAAAAGCAUAUCAAGAAUAUUUGAAAAAGCAUCCUUCUCUGGCAGUAAAGACGGAAGGAAGUUUCCUUCGUAAAGGAAUUGUUGGAGAUUGGAAGAAUUAUUUCAGUCCGGAACAAGAAAAGAGAAUGGAAGAAAGAAUCAAAGAAAAGACAAAAGGCAGCGAUAUCAUGAAGUUAUGGGAAAAGUAAAUGAAAUAUUUGACACUGAUGAAUGAUUUUGGAAGAUCCAUCUUAUUUUUGGAAUUAAGUAAACUUGAAGAUAAACCCAAAAGGGGUUACGAAGACGUUUGUUAUUCAUCACUUAGUGGUUCUACGCACCUGUUAUUGGUUGCAGUGAGUCUUAAUUAUUGCUAUCCCGGUGUGGUAAGCAGAUAUCUAAAAUUCUCUAGUCUCGGAAGAGAAAGGACCUAA